Laccaria bicolor S238N-H82 is the source of this 912-nucleotide messenger RNA. RefSeq lists its product as uncharacterized. Lineage: Eukaryota; Fungi; Basidiomycota; Agaricomycetes; Agaricales; Hydnangiaceae. The record is from RefSeq and is a predicted model, not a curated record. The transcript has 3 exons. The coding region runs from base 1 to 912 and encodes 303 amino acids. Gene Ontology annotation, molecular function: protein binding.
AUGGUGGUAAACAACGUUGAUGCGGAAGGUCUGCAGAAACUCGCUAACGGUUCAAAUUUCAAAGCCAAGGAUGUCGCUGCUUGCAAUGAACAUGAAGAAUUGACAUUGCUGUCGGGGAUUGUUCAACCGGAAUCAUCAACACAUUCAGGACAGAAGACUGUGACCAAGACCAAAUCUGCUCCACUCACUGAUAUGGAGCAAGAGAUGCCCAUAUCAUCCCUGCCACCCAAGAUGCUUACAGAAAUCUUUGUGCUCUGCUGCCAACCCAAAUACAACACCAUCGGAGGAGUGGAUAGUCAGGAGAUAUGCCAUUUGCGCCUUGCUGCUGUCUGCAAAGCAUGGCGCGACCUCGCGUGGACUAUGAGCCGCUUGUGGUCUGUUAUCACCUUGGUCAAUCCAAACCCUCAUGCUUUGCAUCUUGAAGGAAUUCUAGCUUCAUGGAUUGAGCGAGCAGGAAAUAAACCCCUUUCCAUCCAUUACGAAGGACAAAACAAUGGCCUGCUAGCCCGUCUCAUCCAAGAAACUCCAAAAUGGAUAAAUGUUUCAAUCUUACUCCCUUCAGAAUCCUUGUCUGUGAUCAAAAAAUGCAAAUAUUUUCCACUCCUAGAACAUCUCUUCCUUUGCGGUCAAGCCGGGAUUGGUUCCAACCCAGAUGGUCUUGAGGAUUUUGACAUCUUCAACUGUUCCAGUUUGCCCAACAUAUCUCGGCUGCAUGUACCAAGAUACCUACACUGCUUUGAAGUGAACCUGAUGUGGUCGCAGCUCAGAACAUUCUCCACAAUGACUGUUGGCCACAAGCACCUGCGUGAUAUUUUACGUCUUGCUGAAUUUCUCGAAGUUUUCAAUGCAAACAGUUUCAUGCCAGAUACCGAUGGUAUUAUUCUGCAGACUGUCCAUCACUCCUACCUCUGA